AUGGCAACCGCCAGUAAAGGUCAAGCAACGUCUUCAAUGACGCAGCAGAAUCGUUGCCGUCUGUUGCGUCUUCAAAUGCUGAUUAUAGACGGUGGACUACGAAUACUAAGAAAUAUUUUAGAUACGAAACUUAAAAAUGUAUCUCUUAGCGCAUUUUUACAACAGGAAAGGUCAACAAUAAACAAACUAAGAACGCGCGGAAUAAUUACACAGGUACAAUAUGAUCUACUGUUUCCAUCACUUGGCAUCGGUCCAACUACAACAGACCUAGACAUCACAUUAAUCAUAUGUCUCCUCAGAAACAUCAAGUCAUUCGGUCUGAACAAGCACUUUCAAUGGAACUCAAUUCCUGCCCAAGGUGAUGCCUCACUUGAGGCUGAUAUAUCUCGUCUGAAAAUAUAUAGAAAUGAGGUUCUUUUGAGGCUAAAUACGGCGGUGUCUCCCAUACCAGACCUUCAAAUGAUGAUUGAUGACUUUAAAGUGAAACCACUUGAUCCACAGGCGGAGAAAAGGAUUCAGAAAGCCAUAGACAGUUGGCAUAAGUUAGAAACGGGUGUAGAGGCUGAAUUAAAACUGUUGAAAAUGGAGGACGAGAAAAUAAAAUGUACUCUGAAAUUGCAAGAUCAAAUCACGAGAAAGCAAACACAGAGUAUUGGUGAAUUAAACAAGAAAACGUGUGAACAUGAUAAACAAAUACAUGACCAUGCUCUACAAAUACAAGAAUUAAAGUUAAAGGAAGAAACUAGAAAAGAUGACAAAGCAGAGGCAGAAUCAAAAUAUGAAGAAAGUAAACAAAAACUGAAGGAUGAACUUAUAACAUGGUACAAAACCUAUCAGAGUACAGUUCCUCUUUCACCACUCACAGAUGCUGUCCCUACCCCUCUAGCCGGGUUCUACAUUAUGCCAGAAAUUGACAUACAAACUUAUCAGGCUGGUGGAAGAAAAGAAACAACUAGAGUCAAGUCGUUACAGGACCUGUUUUCAUCGUGUAGGACCGUUCAAAAGGAAAUAUACUUAUCAGCGGACGCUGGAUUUGGGAAAACAGCAUUUUCAAAAUAUCUCGCCUUGACGUGGUGUCAAGCUCAUCAAAAUGAUGACAAUUAUAAGCAUUUUAAAGAAGAAGAGUUGAAGGCGUUAUCUGGCUUUGAGUGUUUAUUUCUAGUGCUAUUGAGAGAUUCAGCUAAAGUAUGUGAUGUUGACGACAUGAUUGAAGAACAACUCAUACAAAAUCUCCCUUGCUCAUCUUCAAUACCAGAAGGUCUUUUAAAGGACAUUCUACGAGAUGAAAAAUGUCUUGUUAUAUUAGAUGGACUAGAUGAAUGGACUCAUCCUGACAACGAUUGUUCAAGACUUCCUAAAACUAUUCCACAUCGAUAUGCACGUGAAAAGUGUGUAAUCUUAACAACGACUCGGCCAUGGAAGCUUGGAAUGUCAAACUUGAAUCAAAUAGGCGGAACAAUAGAGCUAGCUAAACUAAAUAAAGACAAUGCUAGGCAGUUUAAGUGUAAAGCAAUGAAAACGUUGAAUAAGAAAUUAAACGAUAAUGAACUGAAGAAUGAAGUGUGUAGAUUUGAAGAAGCAAUCAGUGACCAUGACCUUGAAUAUAUGGAAUCUACCCCUCUUCUAUUACUUUAUCUUAUAUGUUUAUGGGUUGAAAAAAUUCCAAUAGGAAAUUCAGCAGUAGAAUUAUAUACAGACAUUAUUCAGCUCCUCCUAUAUAGAACAGAAAAGUUACAUGGAAAGUUUCAUUCAUCGUGUAAAACACCCCCGAGUUACGUCCCUGAAUGUUUCAGAAAAAAUAACCAUUUCUGUAGGUACUACACGUUUUUGUUGACCAUUGGGAAACUAGCUUUUUAUACAUUGUUCAGUAAGACAAAGGAGCAUGCAUUAGUUUUUGAUGAAAAAAUUGCUGAAAGAUAUCUUAACCAAGAAGAUUUGAAAUCAAGCUGUCUAUCAGGAUUAUUAUCAGAAAGUAAAGUGAAAACAUUAAUAAACGAACGUUUUAAAAUCUCAUUUUUACAUAAAACAGUACAAGAAUACUUUUCAGCAAUAUUUAUAAGUUUUCAAAAUUCAAGUGAAGUCCAGAAAAUCCUAUAUGAAGAGUGCCACUGUCUACAAAAUAUUCUAGACAAGUCAAAAGUGUUUGUCUUCAUCAGUAACAUGAACCCUAAAUUAAUGUCUGCAAUAUCAAGUGAUUUAAUGCCUGUGAUAAACAAUGAUGAAAUAACAAUCAAAUACAGAACUUUGACAAGAUAUGAUCGCAUGUACAUUAUGCGAUUACAAGACAUACAAGACAUGUACAUUUCUUGUGCAAAAGAAAGAAAGGAAAACAAAGACCUCAAAUUGUGUUUACAAGAUUUCGUCAUUAAUGAAAACUGUCAACAAGAAAACUACCUCAAACAAUUACAACAGCUGUGUCAACAAAAUAAAGAAAACAUAAAAUCAAUAAUGAUAGAAAAUAAAGGUAUUUGUAGUCUACAAGAAAUUAUCAAAUUGUUUACACUCUCUGAUCUUCCACAUAUAGAGAAAUUAUGCUAUUGUGGUGAAAUAGUAGGAAUGGAAAUAAUGAGCUUGUUUUUGAACCCUUUAAAAUGUUUAACUGUGAUAUCAAGUAAAUUGGAAAAUCAUCAAUGUGUAGGAAAACGUCGCCGGCUAUCUGCAGAGAUAAAUGGACGACUGGUAACAUUACAACACCUGGAGUGUUUAAAUAUAGAAUAUUUCACUAUGACACACCAGGUAAUGGAGACAUUGUUUAAUAUCCUCACUAGUAAAAAAUCAAUGAAAGACAUAAUAUUGUACAGUUUAUACUGUAGUGAUCACAAGAAUACUUCAUGUACGGGAUUCAACCUUGACCUUUCUCAACAUUCACAACUAAGUAAUUUAAGAUUGUCCAAGAUACCUGUGUCACAAUUAAACAUUGAUGUAUCGUUAUUGGAAGAAUGUUGUGUAGGUGAAUUAUAUAAACCUGGUGUUGUGUCAUCUUAUCUCAGUCAACUACCAGAAGCCAGUAAACUACAAACAUUUAAGUGUAGGUAUCUAGAAUCUUCCAGUGACAUAGACACAAUGUUGCAAACAUUACCAUUGUUGCAUCAUUUGAAAGAUGUUUGGUUGUCUAUGAUCAAUCUAGGUGAAAGAUCAUUAAAACUGUCACCUGAAAUGAUCAGUAAUAAAAGUAUUUACUUUACGCGUGUAGCAAUGUCUUGUUCAGUGUUACAUGAUCUCAUUACUGUUAUAAACAAACUUUCAAAUACAUUGGCAGUCUCUCUGAGGUGUUGUGAUAUAAAACCUGACAGAGAAUUUAAAAAGUUUAAAACAUUUAUAAAACACUCAGACGAUUUUGUGGUCACCUAUGAUGGCACCAUGAAGUCUGGAGAUUACUGGUUUGAGUUCAAAACAACAACAAACUUGAAGUAAAAGGUACUGAGUAACCUUAAAUGAACUUGGAUAACAAUUUAUAUAAAGAGACAAGUGACAGGUGAAAUAGACAUCAUUAUUAUGUGUCGAACAUUUAAUCAAUACUACGCUGUACAUAACCCUUGUAAGACGAAUUUAACAAUUUCAAAAAGGGAAUGUAAAUGGAAACUGAGGAAAUUUCUUCUGUAAAUAUUUCAUAGGUUCCUGUGAAUUAUAAUUUCUGACAGUUUUCUAAAUAUA
This is a messenger RNA of Ruditapes philippinarum (Manila clam), 3654 nucleotides long. RefSeq lists its product as uncharacterized. Bases 1 to 3414 code for a protein of 1137 amino acids. Lineage: Eukaryota; Metazoa; Mollusca; Bivalvia; Venerida; Veneridae. The transcript has 4 exons. The record is from RefSeq and is a predicted model, not a curated record.